AAUAGCGUUCAAAGGCUUUAAAUAAAAGCUCUUUCAAGAUUCCCUUCCGCUAACCGCUUCUGCUACCUAAGCUGAUAAAGGAUAAAUUGUUAAGAUGGGAGUUGUAGUCAUGUGCGAUCCACACAGCUUUACUUCACGGAGUUGCUGCAAUACAUUUCCCACAAUGCACCGCGUUGUUGUGAGGCAACGCCAUCUUGACUCUUCCUCAUGAAUUAUACAUUAAGCCGACGUUUGCGUAGGAGGUCGGUCGACGUUCAUUGCAUAUUCGAGCAGUGUAUUUCCGACCAAGCGGGACGUACAGUCACGUCUCCGCCCUGAUAUGUCUCUACGCGCCCUGCCUCCUCCUUUCCCAACGACUUUAAUCGGUUAAAAAUGUUCCCUCGUAGCGACGGAGGAAGGCGAGGGGUGAAUGACUACCAGCGGAACAAAGAUGGAAAGUGUGCAGGCUACAGCUGACGAUGGCGACAAGUUAACGAAGAAGCCCAGCGGAGUGUCCAGUGGUCGCCGGACUCCAGCGGACGACGGCGGCGGCGGACAUCUCGCUCCCUCCCCCGUAGACGCGAAGAAUGGGAACGGUCUUUCCCACGCCGCCCCCACAAGCAGAAUCACGGCGUUUAACGGCCGAGGAUUAUCCGGCAACUCCGGCUCCCUGCUGCUAAGACGCAGGCGCUUGAAGAGGAACCUCAGCGCCGCCACAGCUGCGUCCAGCAGCGCCGCCUCCUCGGCUGUCACGGCCACCGCCUGCGGUGGUGCCAAGAUGAGCUCGGCCCUUUCCUCUGCGUCUCUGCACACACGGAGUCUGGACCGUAAGACUCUCCUCAAGCACCGGCAGAACAUGCAGCUACAACUGGCUGAUCGCGAGUGGGUUCGAACCGAUCUCCACCGAGGCGCCAUCCACGUCUACGACAGAUUGACGUCCUCGUAUCCCAGGCCGGUUCUCUGCACCGUGGACACCACAGCCGGCGAGGUCGCCCUUCGCCUGAACAAACUCUGCGGCAAGUCGAGCUCUGUUAUGCGCAUUUUUAGCAAAGACGGCCCCAAGCUGGAUCAAAAUGGCAACUGCAGUGUCAAGUAUGAGUACAAUUACAAUCUGUGCAAGGUCAUCGAAGACCCCACUAUGAAAUACGACCACUUGUCGGGCCUGGAAGCCACAGAUUUAGGAGGUCACGCUAGUGACAAGAUGAGACUGCUGCUCAUGACGAAUGCAGGUGAGAGGCAAAAGCAACAGGAUGGAAAACUUUUCACCCCAGAGUCAGAGUCCCAAGACAACAUAACUUGUUCACUGUCUGAUUUAAAUUUGAACUCAAACGUGGAUACCCCUAAUGAUGAUGAGUCCGAGCACAGGAAUGGAGUGGACAGCUACGGGCUCAAUUCUGGCUCGGAUGUGGAGAGCAGUGCAUUUGAUGACCUGAGCUCAGGGGCCCGACUCAGCGAGCACAGGGACUCCCUCAGUGAUGACAUGAUCCUGGGGACGGAUGCGUCCAUCCUCAGCCCAUCGUUUGACAGUGCCACAGAGGGCCAUGAUUUGUAUGGCAGUUCUUCGGAUGAGCUGGAGUUGGACUGCCCUGCGUCGAACACAAGCCUGGAUCCCAUCAACCAGCUCCACAGCAAUGGUGCCAGCUACAAGCAGUGCGACACAGUCUGUCGAAAUGAUGUGAUAAACGGCCUGCCCACCAGCAGCAGCGCAGGGUCCUUGUCGAGGGACAGCGCCGGAGGUAACACACCUGACAUCCAGGAUCCAGACUGCGGUACUGACAAAUCGGCGCUGACCUCCGACCAGGAUGGAAGUUCCUGCGACGAGUCCAUCCCCACACUGUAUGUUCAGCUGCACGGCGAAGCAGUCAGGAGGCUUAGCCCAGAUGAGAGGCCCCUGCAGAUCCAGAAUGACUUUCUCUUUAAGCUUGGAUUUAAGGACCCUUGGAGAGUUCAAGAGGAAGGGCUUAACACAGAAAUGGGUUCCCUGUUACGUUUCUAUGCAGGGAAGCCCCAAAACAUUGAGAGCUUGGAGCGGGUCCAGCUGUCAGGGACGUACAAUGUCCGCAAAGGGAAGCUUCAGCUGCCAGUCAACCGCUGGACCAGACGGCAGGUUAUACUUUGCGGCACCUGCCUCAUUGUCUCCUCUGUCAAAGAGAGCCAAACGGGGAAGAUGCACAUCCUGCCACUCAUCGGAGGAAAAGUGGAAGAAGUGAAGAAGCACAAUCACUGUUUGGCCUUCAGCUCUGCUGGGCCUCAGAGUCAGACCUAUUAUGUCAGCUUCGACAGCUUCACGGAGCACCUCCGCUGGCACAGACACGCUGCUAAGAUGGUGUCCCAGAGGAUCAACUCAGUCGAUCUUUCCUGCUGCAGUUUGGAGCAACUUCCACCCAACCUCUUCUACAGCCACGACCUCACCCAUCUGAACCUUAAACACAACUUUUUGCCUGCUGACCAGUGGCUGCAGCAGCUGCAAAGGUUCUCUCGUCUGCGGAGCCUCAACCUGUCCAACAACCACCUCGGCCAGUUUCCACUGGCCAUCUGUGACAUCCCAACGCUAACAGAGGUCAACCUCAGCUGUAAUUACUUGCCCUGUGUCCCCAACGCUGUUGGAGCCAUGUCCAAUUUGCAGACAUUCCUGCUCGACGGCAACAGCCUGAGCGAGCUUCCCGAUGAGCUGGGUUCCCUUCAGAGGCUGUCUUACUUGGGGCUCUCCUUCAACCAGUUCAGCCUUGUUCCACAGGUGUUGGAGCGCCUGGCUUCCAUGGAGAAGCUGUGCAUGGCUGGCAAUAACCUGGAAACGCUCACCUUGCAGAACUUCCGGCUUCUCCGUGUCAAACACGUGGAUCUCAGGCUGAAUAAGAUCUCCAACAUGAUUCCGGAUGAACCCGACCUGCUGAGGCACGUGACCCAACUGGACGUGAGGGACAAUCGGCUGACGCACUUGGAUGCCUCUGUGUUUCCCAGACUAGAGGUGCUUCACUGCGAGCGAAACCAAAUCACAAGCCUCAAGGUCAAGGGCUGCCUGCUGAAAGGCAUCUACGCCUCCAACAAUGAGCUGCAAAGCCUGGAUGUUAGCCCUGUGCCCUCCAAUCUUAGUUACAUGGACAUAUCACGGAACCUCAUGGAGUCUUUGCCAGACUGGCUGUGUGAAGCGAAGAAACUGGAAGUUCUGGAUGCCAGCCACAACCUCAUCAGCGAACUCCCAGCGCGGUUAUUAUGCAGCAGCAGUUUGAGGAAGCUCAGUGUGGGACACAACCAGUUGCAGAAGCUGCCUGAAAGGGUGGAGCGCCCUCUGCUGGAAGUUCUCGACGUGCACCAUAAUCAACUAGUGGAGCUACCCUGCAACCUGUUCCUCAAAUCUGUCAGCUUACGAUGCGUAAACGCUUCAGCCAACAAACUGGAGCAUCUGCCCCCCUCCACUCUGUCAGAGGAGAGCCACAGCAUCCUGCAGGAGCUCUACCUGACCAAUAACCGGCUCACAGACAAGUGCGUUCCCAUGCUGACGGGCCAUACGCACCUUCGGGUUUUGCACAUGGCUUACAACCAUCUCCAGACCUUCCCAGCCAGCAAAAUGGCCAAGCUGGAGGAGCUGGAGGAAGUGGACCUGAGCGGGAACACACUGAAAACCGUGCCCACCACCAUCAUGAACUGCAGACGUAUGCACACACUCAUCGCCCACUCCAACGCCAUUGAGGUCUUCCCUGAGGUCAUGCAGUUAUUGGAAAUGAAAUGUGUGGAUCUGAGCUGCAAUGAGUUGAGCGAGAUCACGCUGCCUGAGAAUCUGCCUCCCAAGCUUCAAGAACUGGACCUGACUGGAAACCCGCGUCUCAACCUGGACCACAAGACCCUGGAGCAACUCAAUAAUAUCCGCUGCUUUCGUAUUGAUCCGCCCCCGACCUUUUCAUCGAACGAUGCACCUGGUGGGCCCGCUGUGUGGAGUCAUGGUUACACGGAGGCCUCCGGCGUCAAGAACAAACUCUGUGUCGCAGCGCUUUCAGUAAACAGGUUUUGCGGAAGUCGCGAGGCUCUGUAUGGCGUGUUCGAUGGCGACAGGAACGUGGAAGUGCCCUACCUUCUGCAGUGCACCAUGAACGACAUCUUGGCGGAGGAGCUCCACAAGACCAAAAGCGAGGAGGACUACAUGACCAACACGUUUCUUGUCAUGCAAAGGAAGCUGGGAACCGCAGGCCAGAAGCUCGGCGGCUCUGCCGCACUGUGUCACAUCCGACAUGACCCUACCGACCCCAGCGGCUGCUUCAUCCUGACAGCUGCCAACGUGGGCAAAUGUCAGGCCAUCCUCUGUCGGAAUGGCAAGCCCUUGUCCCUCUCGUUGCUUCACAACGUCGGCCUGGACGAGGAAUACCGCAGGAUCAGGCAGCACAGAGCUAUCAUCACAGAGGACAACAAGGUCAAUGGCGUGACAGAUUCAACACGAAUCAUGGGCUACUCUUUUCUCUAUCCGUCGGUCAUCCCAUCUCCGUAUGUGCAGACAGUCACGCUCACCCCCCAGGAUGAGUUCUUCAUACUGGGCAGCCGUGGUUUGUGGGAUGCAGUGUCUCCCACCGAGGCCGUGGAAGCGGUCCGUAAUGUGCCUGAUGCCCUGGCCGCCGCAAAAAAGCUGUGCACACUGGCACAAGGUUAUGGUUGCACCGACAGCCUCAGCGCUGUGGUGGUCCAGCUCAGUGUGAGCGAAGACUGCUGCUCCUGUUGCUGUUCCGAGCCCCCUCAGCCACCGCCCAGUCCCAGCCUGGGCCCUUACCCUCCUUUGUCAUCCUCCGGGAUCAAGGAAAGGCCCUCGGACGGCUCCCUUCCUGUACCACCAUCGUCCUGCAGUGAAAUCAGCAGUGAGAUCAGCACCAGUGAGAUGAGCAGCGAGGUGGGCUCCACCGCCUCAUCUGAUGAGCCUCCACAGAGCUCCCUGGUGCUGCUGCACGAGCAGCCCCACCAUCCUCACCUUCACCUGCACCAUCAGGCCCACCCUAUGACCAUGCAGCACCAGCAGGCCCACACCGCUGGACAGCCCUGUCAGUAUCUGUUCACUGGCCCCGACUUGCCUUCAGCACGCAGCUGCUGCACGCUCCACCCGGCCUGCCUGGCGAGCUCCUUCCAACGCCAGCUAUCCAGUGCCACCUUCUCCAGCGCCCUCUCAGACAACGGGCUGGACAGCGAGGAUGAGGAGCCCAUCGCUGGCGUUUUCUCCAAUGGUAGCCGUGUAGAGGUAGAGGCUGAUGUUCAUUGCCUCAAGCAAGAGUGCUCCCUAACGCCACAAGCCAGUCAGGAGCGCGGCCAUCUUUCUCUGCCACCGCCACCCCCGCCGCCAUGCACACCUGAGCCACUGGAAGAAGGGGUGGACAUGAGCAUCGGGGGUGCUGAGAACGGGCUGGAGAGGGAUGAGUCAUGGCAAGGGGCAGGUGACACAGCAAAGGCAGCAUCCGCAAAGAGGAGGGUUAACGGCUCCGUAGCCCGUCAGGAGAAGAGUCACAACCUCAUCGAAGUGGCUGCUGACGCCCCCUCUAAGAAGUCAGGCGGGUAUUUCACCGCUCCGGCCCAGCCUGAUCCUGAUGAUCAGUUCAUCAUCCCCCCCGAGCUGGAGGAGGAGGUGAAGGAAAUCAUGAAGCAACAUCAGCAGAAACAACAGAAGCCGUCUGGGCCAGAUCAGCCUGUUGACUAUUUCGACACCCCUCUCUAGAACACCAGCUACAGUCUCAUCUCUCAUGCUGCUGCGGCAUGCACAACACCCCCCCUGCUCCCCAGUUACCCUCAUCACCCCGACUACAUGCACCACUGAUGAAGAAAAACCUCCAGACUUAUUUUUUUUCCCCAAACUGCCUUCUUGUUCCUGUGCGUGUUUUUCCUGCAGCUCCACACUGGAAAAACACGCAGAUGAGCCCUUUAAUGAAACUGGACCCACAGACCAUUGAACAUUGAUUUUUUUUUUCUUUCCUUAGACACACCCAAAUGUGUAAACGAUACUAGUCUUUUUGCAAUAGCAUCACACGUUAAUACCAACGCUUUGUUUGUUUUCUAAGAACUCACCAUAUCUUUUAAUGUGAAAGCAGUUGCUGACAGAACCUUUUUAAAAGCGACACAUAAUCUUUUUACUAUGUGGAAUGGUGCACCAGUAAUACCACACGUAACCGUUGUAGAUUGGGCACGUAAAGAUACUGUAUUUCUUCAGUAAAUUGUGGCUCUCGGCCUGUAAAAUGGCAUAGACUUUUUUUUUUGUAGAAACUCUGAAUACUAACUCCUAGGAGUUGCAUACUCUAUAUGGUGACUCAGUCACUUUUACUAAUCUUCUCUGAGAGAAAUGGUGAUUUUUUUCCAAUGAUUGUAAAUAAGAGAAAUGUUGUAUACUGAUGCUUUUAAAGGAACUGCGUACCAACAUGCCGGUGAAGGUUUUAAUUAGAAGUUUGCUGUUAUGGUGGUUGAACACCCCCCCCCCCCCCCACUUCUCUCCAUCCUGUUAUAUACCCUUUAGUCUCACAACACAUAAAAUCAACAUACAGAAACACAGAUAUUUAAUCCCCUCUUUGAUUGAUUUUGAUGUCCUGUAGUCAUCACUGUAUCUUAUAAACACUAAUAGACUGAUUUUUGCACACACACGUACAUACACAUUAUAUCAUCCCAGAGCCCUUUGACAGUUACCACCGGCAUGACUGUGUCGAGUUCAGUAAUACAAAAUAUAUCCACAUGGAAAAGAGACAACACAGAUGUUCCUGUCUUUGGUAUAAUAAAUUUUAAAUUUGUGAAUAUAA
This is a messenger RNA of Doryrhamphus excisus (bluestripe pipefish), 6731 nucleotides long. It is a transcript of the gene phlpp1, whose product is annotated as PH domain and leucine rich repeat protein phosphatase 1. Lineage: Eukaryota; Metazoa; Chordata; Actinopteri; Syngnathiformes; Syngnathidae. Gene Ontology annotation, molecular function: protein binding. Gene Ontology annotation, cellular component: cytoplasm. The record is from RefSeq and is a predicted model, not a curated record.